GUUAUUGCCUCGUGCACCUUGCUGAAGGUGGCGUAGAGUUUCACUGGAGACAGAGACAGAGUUUAGAGGCUCAGAGAGACGGGAGGUGAGACAGUGGGAUGGCCAGCCUAUUACCACCCUUCAACUUCUGCUUUCUCUCUGGCUCAGCGUCCUACACUGUGCUUCUGAUGCCAUUCGGCUCCCUCUUCAACACAUGUGCAUGUCAUGUGUCCACAGACGACUGGCAGCACUCGCUGAAGAACAUCAGAACCAGGGCUGAGAUGUGGGUACGUGUAAUUGUGACCUCUGUGCUUCUUUUGUCAGGAGUCGGGGAAAGUAAAUGGCUGGUGUAUUUCUCUAGGACAGACAUCUGCGUUUGGGCCGGGACCACAGUAACACUGCCGUGCCGCUACGAUUACCCCUCGCCCUACAGCUCUACGCGGGUCAUGUGGUUUCACAUCUCUGCAGAGGGCCGACGGGAUGUUGCCUACCAUACUGAUGGGAAUCUGUUGAGCCCCUCGUACAGGGACAGGAUCAAAUACAUGGGGGGCCACAAAAGAUGCAGUUUGCACAUCACGAACGCGAAGCUGAGCGAUGCAGGAACAUACCAUUUCAGAUUCGAGACCGACAACCAGCAGGGCCGAUGGACCUCUCCUGAUGCCAUCACACUGUCUGUCACAGAGCUUCAGGUUCAUGUACAUCCACCGAGAAUAGACAACAUGUUUGCUGCUGGAGAGACGGUCUUCCUGAGCUGUGUGGCCCGAGGCUGUGCCGCUCCUGGCAGGAACUUUGCCCUUUAUCGGAAUGGGAUCAACUUGGGUCAGUCCAACAAGCUGUCAGCCAUCUAUAACUUUGACAGUCAGCAUGCAGGUACCUACACCUGCCGUCCAAUACCCCCUCAAAAUGUUCAGUCACCAGGAGUCACCCUGGCUCUUGGAUAUGCUCCUCGCUACACCACAGUACAGAUCACCCCUCGAGAGGCAGUCGGGGAGGGCGAUUCGGUGACUUUGACCUGCAGUAGUGAUGGAGCUCCGCCAGCAGAAAGUUUCGACUGGUUUAAAGAAGGAGAGAGUGGCAGUUUGCCAGACAGCUUUAAACCUGAGCUGAGAUUGUGGAGUUUGGACUACAGGGACCAUGGAGAAUACUUCUGUGUGGCCCGCAACCCACUCGGCACAGACCGGUCCAGACCGCUUUUACUCAAUGUUACAUACUCCCCAAAGAACACAAGAAUCCUCAUCAGUCCUAAAGGAGACAUCAGGGAAGGGUUUGCUGUCAAUCUGACCUGCAGCAGCAACGCCAACCCUCCCGUGCAGAAAUACGCCUGGUACAAAGUGAACGGCGGUCAGCCCUGGACCAGAGGCACUGCGCAAAAUCUCACCUUUCCUAGCGUGCAUUCCCAUCAUGCCGGACAGUACUACUGCACUGCGUGGAAUGUGUUUGGCAUGGAGACAUCGCCCACUAUUUCUCUUAUAGUACUUUAUGCCCCCAAAAACACCUCUGUGCUGGCUCGGCCUUCCACUGUGAUCGAAGCGGGCAGCUCGUUGACGCUGACCUGCAUCAGUCAGGCCAAUCCGGCAGUGGAGAACUACACCUGGCACCGGAUCAAUGCGGCUGACGCCUGGGAAACUCGAUCGGGUCCCAGCUACACCAUUGCUGAGGUCAGCCCUGGAGCCAGCGGCCAGUACUACUGCAAGGCCCGCAACCGCAUCGGAGCACACAGCUCCCCGGUUCUGACGGUGAAAGUUCGAGGCCGACUGAAGGUGAUCGCAUUGGCAUCUGCAGUGGGCGUUUCUGUCGGAUUAAUAUCUCUGACCGUGGUCGUCAUGAUCAGUAAAAACAUGCAUCGCGUGGACACUGAAAAUCUUGAGGAAGAAAAACAGUGUUCACCAUUAGUUGACUUGCCAGUGGACAAUACUCUGUUUAGUGAAUCAACUUCAGAGACGUUUCUCCUCAAGAGCACAAAAAUGUCAGACAUUCCGGAAGAGCCAGAGGAGAUUUAUGAAAGUAGCCACCCUUCCAUCGUGCCCCUGAAAGAAGCCGCUCAGAGCGCUGAGGAACAGGGAAAAAUCAACUACAUUACGGUGCAUUAUUCUCGUAUGCCCAGUCCGGACCAGGCGAAGGUCACAAACAUUCCUCUAGAUGGAGACAAGAAGCUCAAAGAUGGUCCUAAUGUUGUUUAUACUGUUCUCGCCAAGCAACCGAGAGAGGAGAUGGAAGAAUCUGGAGUCUAAAGCGGUCAACUGAUGGAAGAAAUUGUAAAACCACACAGGGACUUUUUUUUUUAAUUAUAUGCACUUAUGGACCACUUGAUGUAGCCUCAAUGUCAGAGACUUGAAAAGUAGAAAAAAUCCCCACUGUUCUGUUUAAUUGUGUCCAGCUGCAGUUUGCCCUAAUAAAAUCCAGCUGUUUAAAACGACACGCUACUGUU
Molecule: messenger RNA, 2407 nt
Organism: Sinocyclocheilus anshuiensis
Lineage: Eukaryota; Metazoa; Chordata; Actinopteri; Cypriniformes; Cyprinidae
Product: B-cell receptor CD22
Exons: 12
Coding region: 99-2210 (703 amino acids)
Source: RefSeq, a predicted model, not a curated record